AUGGGGCUGGACUACUACGCUGUGCUGGAGCUGGACCGCGGGGCCACCGCCGACGACAUCAAGAAGGCUUAUCGGAAGUUGGCCCUGAAGUACCACCCAUUAAAAUGCAAGGAGCCCUGGGGGCCGAAGAGGUUCCAGCAGCUGGCAGAGGCUUACGAUGUGCUCAGCGACCCUAUGAAGAAAGGCAUCUACGACAAAUUUGGGGAAGAGGGGCUCAAAGGUGGCAUCCCCUUGGAGUUGGCGAGUGACAACCCUUGGAGCGUCGGAUACGUGUUCCACAACAACCCUGAAAAAGUCUUCAGGGAGUUCUUUGGAGGGGACAACCCUUUUGCAGAGUUCUUUGCUGAGGAUGGCUCGGAGGUGCUGCUGCCCUUUGGAGGGCCCCGAGGCCGGGGGGCCCUGCGGCGGGACCCCCCCAUCGUGCGGGAUCUCUACGUGUCCCUCGAGGACCUGUUCCAUGGCUGCACCAAGAAGAUUAAGAUCUCCCGCAGGGUGAUGAACGAGGAUGGGCAGACAAGCACCAUCAGGGAUAAGAUCCUAACAAUUGAUGUGCAGCCGGGAUGGAAGCGCGGCACCAGGAUCACCUUCGAGAAGGAAGGAGACCAGGGCCCUAACAUCAUUCCAGCUGACAUCACCUUUGUUGUCCAGGAGAAGCUUCACCCCAGGUUCAAAAGAAUUGACAACAACCUCCUUCACGUUGCCAGCAUCCCCCUGUCAAAGGCGCUGACUGGAUUCACUCUGGAUGUGUGGACGCUGGAUGGGAGGCUGCUGAACAUCCCCAUCAACGACAUUGUGGAGCUGGCUGGAGGCUGCUUCGCUUUGCCACUUGGAAGCAGGAGGUUUGUGGAAUAAAAUCUGUUUGGACUCAAAACUGUUCAGAUGGAGCCACAGAGGAGCCUGCAGGACCCUCGUCUGUGCCUUCCCCGAGGUUCCUGGGGGAUGAUGUGCUAUUAUUACUGGGAUGCUCUCUAUGAAAAUCCCAGAACCCUGAGAAAAGACAGAUUUUUCUCGUCUGCAGAGUGCACGGGAACUCACAUCUGUCUCUUGUUUCUGAUACAUGUUAUAGAAGUCAUAAAAUGUAGCAAGCAUUCAUUUAAGUCAUACUGAGAAGCAAAUUUUCAUGAUUUGACAGAAACGCAAACCAUUUCACUUAUCUUUACAGAGUGAGGCCAGAAACAUGAGAACUUGCCUAUUUAAAGCUUUUAUAAAUAGACCCUAAUUGAGUUUUCGGUGGCACUGUGAUACUCCAGAAAUGGAGCCCACAGCCUAAAUGCUGAAUGGCAAACCCUUCAGCAGCAGCUAAUUAACACCGCUGGUGCAUCUCAGACAGCCCCUGAGAGAACCAAAACAUCUACCCACUGAAGAGCUAUUUAAAAAUACCUGGGACAGAGUGACUUCACGCAGCGAUUCCUGUGUGAGUAACUCAGCUCUGCAUUGUUCACAUUUCAAUUGUUUUCUGCGAUUCUGUUUCAAAUCACCAAUUUCUCGAGCUGGGAGCAGCACACAUCCCAGAGGGGAAUGGUGGAUUUCGGGUGAACCCCUGGAAGCCGCUGUUUCUCUGAAAGUCCCGCUGGAUUUUGCCGGCUGCUCUUUAAACCCUACCUAAGCAGAGCUCUGCUUUACACCAGACCAACGGGGCUGGUGAGAAAGGAGGGAUCACUUUACAAAGCUCCCUAUUUGAGCAGGGAUUAACAAGGCUUGGAGGCAAUUUGCAAACACACAAACUCUUCCUGGCUGCUGCUUCCAGAAGCGUUUUCUUAGAGCAUCAGGCAGCCCCAGGGAUGCAGAGGAUGCAGAGGGCUUGGCUUAGCUGUGCCAGUCCCCCUUCACAGGCUGCUGUGAAAUUCCAGGCUGUCCAUUCCCUAAAUCCUUGCUGGGGUACAAACCCAGCCCAUGGCUCAGGGACACCACUGGCAAACCCCUUUCCCUGCUCUGGAGUUUUGACUGAGAUGCCUGUGAGCUCCAAAGGUUUUAUUUAGAAAUAACCCACCAAAAGGGACCGCAUUCCCUUCAGGGCACAUUUCCUUAACAAAACUCUGGCCAGUCAGGUUGCUUCUAACCUUUAAAAGGUUCCACGCACUGAGAGGAAAAGCCCCUGGAUCAGCAAGGAAUUGGGUCCACAAAGCCCCAGAUAAUCCAAGGCUGUGUGGAUCUGUCAUUCAGAUAAGGCAGAUCCAUUUCAACACCAGCUGGAGGAAAUAUGGUUUUAAAAGUUUAUUAAACAACAUGAUAUAUGUAAAUUUGGUCAGGAAACACAGAGACACAUCACCCUGCCAGGACACAAAGCAGAGCUGUCCAAAGCAGAGAGAGCAGCAAUGAAGAGUCUGAGAUAGGGUUGUUAUCUAAUCCAGAUAGCUCAGAAAACAGAAACCCCAAAUAGUUGAAAUGCCAGGAAAAUCACACUGUUUCCCUGAUUUUUUUUAUUUUUCUUACAUCUUGGAAAGCCAGCUAAGGAAGCGGCUGCCACCACGCAGGGCAGGAGAUACUGAAUCUGCUGGUGAGGUUUUAUUGAAAUCCAAAAUGCUAAUCCAAAAGUCACCUCCUAGUUUCUGCUUCCUCUUUUGCUUCUCGGGUAAACUCCAGAAUAUUUGCCUCAGGAGCUACAGUGACUCUGAAAUUGCUGCCUUUUCCUCUGAAGGGAAUUAUCUGUCUGCCCUGGUGACAUGUGACAGUUUUUUGGGGGGAUGAUCACAUCCUUCUCCUUGCAGACUGCUCUGUUUUGUUUUCCUGCUCUGCUUGGAAGAAGUGGAUGUUAUCUUUGAGAACAAUGCCAUGGAAGGGCUGUCAGCAAACAGCCUCACAGCAUUUGGGAGCCCACAGCUGACUGCUGCAUCUGCAGGGAGCAGAACUGAAAUUCUUGAGAAUGGAUCUCUGAGCCUGACUGGGACAUCCUGAGGCUGCUUUAGCAGAGGUCACAUUGAUGCUGAUCAAAACACCAAAACACCCAGAAGGACAGGAGACAGAGUGCCAAAACUUUCCAAUGUCCUGUGUGAAACUCAACUAAAACUUACCUAAUUUUCAAAUUUUCAUCAGCAUUGGACAAUGCACUGCCUUCACUUACUUCUCUCUGCUUUGCUGUGUCUUUUGCUCGGUUUAACAUGGGUUAAAUCUGCCUUUCCAUGGGCUUGUCCCUGUUUUCUCACAGUAACUCAGGUCAGAGGUUUUUGAGGUGUCAGCUCUGAAACUCUGCUCCUGCCAUCUCCAGAUCUGGUGGGGAUAUUGCCAGAGGAACGAAAGAUCAAACACUGUGAGUCUUCUGCUGAAGUGAACUUUGAAACUGCUCACUAAUUCAAUCAUUUCAUGCACUCUGGUUUCUAGCACGGCCCUAACUCUUCUCUCCGCCACUUCCUUCCUUCCUUCUGUGAUAAAUGUAACCUUGGAUAAAAAUUUG
This is a messenger RNA of Pseudopodoces humilis (Tibetan ground-tit), 3391 nucleotides long. Lineage: Eukaryota; Metazoa; Chordata; Aves; Passeriformes; Paridae. The record is from RefSeq and is a predicted model, not a curated record.